Sorex araneus (European shrew) is the source of this 1348-nucleotide messenger RNA. RefSeq names its product THAP domain containing 7 (gene THAP7). Gene Ontology annotation, biological process: regulation of DNA-templated transcription. The transcript has 5 exons. The coding region runs from base 272 to 1207 and encodes 311 amino acids. The record is from RefSeq and is a predicted model, not a curated record. NCBI's taxonomy places the organism in Eukaryota, Metazoa, Chordata, Mammalia, Eulipotyphla, Soricidae. Gene Ontology annotation, cellular component: nucleus.
GCCCGCUGCCCGCCGGGUUCGGGCGCCACGCGGCAUCGGCGCAGCCGAGCGCAGCCACUCCUUCGGUGCUCGGGGACUGAUGGCCAGGGGCUAGCCACUGAAGAACAAAGGGGAAGGCCCCAGGUGGGGCCUUGGCAGGCGGCCCGCUGCCGCCGCUUCCGGGGCCCGUCCCUAUCGCAGCGGGUGCCACGCGCUUCCUCGUCUCUAUGGUAUCAACUUCCGCCGCCGGCCGCUCCUCGCGAGAUUUCGGCGGCGCAGCAAUGGCGAGAUCAUGCCGCGUCACUGCUCCGCCGCCGGCUGCUGCACUCGGGACACGCGCGAGACGCGCAACCGCGGCAUCUCCUUCCAUAGACUGCCCAAGAAGGACAACCCCCGGCGAGGCCUGUGGCUGGCCAACUGCCAGCGGCUGGACCCCAGCGGCCAGGGCCUGUGGGACCCCGCGUCCGAGUACAUCUACUUCUGCUCCAAGCACUUCGAGGACACCUGCUUCGAGCUGGUGGGCAUUAGCGGGUAUCAUAGGCUGAAAGAGGGCGCCGUCCCCACCAUAUUUGAGUCUUUCUCCAAGCUGCGCCGGACCAGUAAGACCAAGGGGCAUAGCUACCCGCCUGGGGCCGCAGACAUCAGCCGGCUCCGGCGCUGCAGAAAGCGCUGCGCUGAGGGCCGAGGGCCCAGCACUCCGUUCCCGUCACCUCCCCCCGCGGAUGUUGCCUGCUUUCCUGUGGAAGAGGCCUCAGCACCUGCCACUCUACCUGCCUCCCCCGUGGGGAGGCUGGAGCCCGGCCUCAGUAGCCCCUUCUCAGACCUCCUGGGGCCCCUGGGUGCCCAGGCAGACGAAGCGGGCUGCAGCGCCCAGCCAUCACCGUCGCCAGAGAGGGAGUCGUCCCCCCUGGAGCCGCGGCCAGUCUCCCCUUCUGCCUACAUGCUGCGUCUCCCUCCACCCGCGGGUGCCUAUAUCCAGAACGAACACAGCUACCAGGUGGGCAGUGCCCUGCUCUGGAAGCGGCGGGCUGAGGCCGCACUUGAUGCCCUGGACAAAGCUCAGCGCCAGCUGCAGGCCUGCAAGCGGCGAGAACAGAGGCUGCGGCUGCGGCUGACCAAGCUACAGCAGGAGCGGGCACGGGAGAAGCGGGCACAGGCAGAUGCCCGACAGACUCUCAAGGAGCAUGUGCAGGACUUUGCCAUGCAGCUGAGCAGCAGCAUGGCCUGAGGGAGAAGCCACUGGACCAGGCCUAACAGACUGCCCUGCCAGUCCUCUGGCCACCCUCUGAAUCUACCUGCCGAGGUACCCAACCAGUUCUUCGUCUACCAGAACCAUGAGAUGCCAUAAUAAAGUGGAUUCUAGAAGGAG